Molecule: messenger RNA, 1237 nt
Organism: Pieris rapae (cabbage white)
Lineage: Eukaryota; Metazoa; Arthropoda; Insecta; Lepidoptera; Pieridae
Gene: Orc6
Product: origin recognition complex subunit 6
Exons: 6
Coding region: 124-1044 (306 amino acids)
Biological process (GO): DNA replication initiation; DNA replication
Cellular component (GO): nuclear origin of replication recognition complex
Molecular function (GO): DNA binding
Source: RefSeq, a predicted model, not a curated record
UAAUGAAUAUGUCAAAAGCGAAUAGACGGCGGUUAGACUAAUGCGUUUAAAAGGCGGAGCCUGACAUAAAUGAAGUAUUAAUAUUAAUUUAAGAAAUAUCCAAAGCUACGUAAUCUAAUUAAAAUGGCUACGUCAAAAACUCUGCGGCUCUUAGCUGUAAAAUUAGGUUUGGCUGACGAAGUAAAAGUUCUGAGCAAAGCUGCAGAAUUUGAACGCUUACUUCAAAUUAAAUCUACUCCAGGGAAUAACUUUUCAGACACAAGUAAAAUUGUAAUACUUCUAGAUUUGGCAGCUUCUUUGCUUGGUACUAAUUUUGAUGAAAAAGCUGCUGUUAAGUAUUCAGGGUUAAAGGGACCAAGCUAUAGAAAUUCUAGAAAGGUGAUUGAGAAUUUACUUGAGUUGGACAAUGACAAGCUAUCAAUAUCGGCACUCUGCUUAAACCUGCAGUGUACCGGAGUACAGGAUCUUGCUGAAAGCAUCAUAAAAGAAUAUGAAACAAGCUCCAAAGUGGCAUUGGAUUUGACAUUACCCCAGUAUGUUUGUAUGGCAGUAUACCAGGCUUGUAGAAUUAAUAAAGUAAAGAUAACAAAAUCUAAAAUAAUAGAAAAAUCACGACUUAAACCUGGGCAAUGGAGUGAGUUGGAUACAGAGUGGACGAAAAUUGUGGAUGAAAAGUUUCUUGUAAAAAAAAGGGGACGGCCACCCAAAGUUGUUGUUGAAAAUGAAAAUGAAAUGGAGAUAGAUGAAAGUCCUGUAAAAGAGACAACAGAAACAAAAAUAGAACCUUACGAGGAUUGGAAGCGACGAAUGUUAGAACAGGCUUAUAAGGAGUUGAGAGAGUUAGAGAAUCAAAAGAGAGUAGGUAAAAACAGGGUAAGUUUUAAUGAAGACAACCUACCCCGAAGAUCUUCAAGAAUGACACCAAAAAAAUCAUCAGGAAUGACACCGCUAAAAUCGCCAUCUAAACAAAGAACUCCGCAAAAGUUUUCGCCAUACAAAAGUCCGGAGAAAGCUCGGUUAAGGCUGAGUUUUCCAAUAAUUUAAAUGGGAAAAAUUGCAGCUAAGAAAUGACUGGAUAUGAUAUCAAAACUUGAAUAUUUGAGAAAUUGUUCGUAAAACUAAAUAAAUAAGUUAAUUUUCUGUAUUAAUAAUAAUAUUGUGUUUUUUUAUAUUUGAGUUUUUUACAUAAGACAUUGUUAUGUUAAGACAUUUUUGAAUAAAAAUUAUUUCAUACUUU